This is a messenger RNA of Brassica rapa (field mustard), 1076 nucleotides long. RefSeq lists its product as uncharacterized. NCBI's taxonomy places the organism in Eukaryota, Viridiplantae, Streptophyta, Magnoliopsida, Brassicales, Brassicaceae. The record is from RefSeq and is a predicted model, not a curated record.
UAAAACUAUAAUUUUUUUUUAUUUUUUUUUAUUUUUUUAUAUAUCUAGGGUAUUAGUGUCUUUUUACCUAUUAAAUGAAACAUUUUGGUCAUUUUCCUCCUUGUAGUCUAUUUUUGUGACCAAAACUUGAAAAUGGUCUAUUUAUGAGAAUUGCCCUAAAAUUUUUUAAAAAUUUAUAGAUUUUUCAAAUCAUCAAUUUCUUUAGUUUUAAACAUUCCUACAAAUAAUUACUACAUUUAUUCAGAUGAUUUUAAAUAUGACAUAUUUAGAAUAGCCGUAAUAAAUUAUUUUUUAAAAUCUAAUUAUUUUUCCGUAAAGACUUAACAAAUUCUCCACAAAACAUAGUAACAAUACAAACAAUUGGUAUUCAUUGAUUCUCUGUUUUCUGUUGUAGUCCUGACAAAACCAAAGUCUGACAUUUUGGCUCAAAAAUCUUCUUCCAGGAGAUCGUUUGACGAUUUCAAAGCUCGGUGGAUGUAGAUUUAACUUUGACUAGCUAGUGUAGAGAAACGACCUUGGCUGUUUCUUGUAACAAGUAAAUCGACACAACAAUAUGUUGGGCGAGUCCUCUCCAAACCGGAGACAAACUCUAUAUCACUAUGAAUCGAAAACGUUACAAGCUUCGCACUAGUCUAAAACCGAAGCCCAUAAGCAGCCCACCAGAUGGCCCAAGAGACACAAGCCUCACAUUCUCCACCUUGACUCUUUGGCCUCACUCAUCGUCUUCUCCGUCUCUCUCUCUCUCUUUUGGCGACCAGAAGCUUCGACGAGCUCACCGCUUCGUCUUUCUCGGACGAUCGUCUGUUCCUCGACGCCGUCGUCACCGGAGAUGCAUGCUUCUCUCCGAUCCUUGCUUCUCUCUAUCUCGCCCCUGCUGUAAUCUCUCUCUCCUUCGAUUCCCCGUGACCAAGACAAGAUCCCGACUUCACCGCCGCUCGUCUUCACCGGCGUUAGCUGUCACCGCUUCCGCCAUUGACGUCUCAGCUCGUGCCUUGAUGAAUCUGUUGUAGCUUUGUGAUUAUCAAAUGGCAAAACCACUUAACUCCUCCUCACGCCACCUUCGGAAAAAAACGAAC